Colletotrichum karsti is the source of this 2016-nucleotide messenger RNA. Its product is annotated as general alpha-glucoside permease. The record is from RefSeq and is a predicted model, not a curated record. Lineage: Eukaryota; Fungi; Ascomycota; Sordariomycetes; Glomerellales; Glomerellaceae. The coding region runs from base 1 to 2016 and encodes 671 amino acids. Gene Ontology annotation, molecular function: sucrose:proton symporter activity. The transcript has a single exon. Gene Ontology annotation, cellular component: membrane.
AUGACUUCGAAAGCUCAAUCCCCAAGGCGGGGCCGACCUUUGCCCAACAUCGACCAGAGCAAUUCGCCGUCCAAGACAAACGGCGCCCAGAAUCGAACUCUCUCUGGUAGCACUGAUCGAAACGCCUCCCGGGACAACCGAAUCGCCACCGAACGCUCACCGCUCUUGUCCCCAACAAGCGAAGACGAUGGCUCCAACGGUGGUAACACGGUCAUGGAGGAGCAGGAUGACUUACAACAGACCAAGAGCGUCUGGUAUUUGAUCCUGCUGACGAUCAGCAUCGGCGGUUUGCAAAUCGCCUGGUCCGUCGAACUGUCCAAUGGAUCGCCAUACUUGCUCUCACUGGGACUCAGCAAGUCGCUGAUGGCCUUGGUGUGGAUCGCAGGUCCGCUUACCGGGACUCUGGUCCAGCCCUACGUCGGCAUGCUUAGCGACAACUGCCGGCUCCCGUGGGGCAAGCGGAAACCGUUCAUGCUCGGCGGAGCCAUCGCGACCAUCAUAUCCUUGAUGUUCUUGGCCUGGACGAGGGAAAUUGUGGGCGGCUUUUUGGGCCUCUUCGGCGCUGACCCAGAGUCUCAAGGAGUCAAGAACUCAAUUAUCGUAGUGGCUGUGGUCGGGAUCUACGUGCUCGAUUUCGCCAUCAACACCGUCCAGGCCGCCAUUCGAGCCUUCAUCGUCGAUUGCGCCCCAGCGCACCAACAGGAGGCUGCCAAUGCCAUGGCAAGUCGCAUCACCGGUUUUGGCAACAUUGUAGGAUACAUCGCCGGCUACGUUGAUUUGCCCAAAUACGUCUGGUUUCUGGGCGACACCCAAUUCAAGGUCUUGUGCGCCAUAGCCAGCAUCGCUUUGAGCACGACCAUCGUCGUCAGCACGACAUUGAUUCGCGAGCGAGACCCUCGUCUUGAAGGCCCGCCAUCGCAGAGCAAGGCCGGUGUCAUGUCGUUCUUCGGCAAGAUCUUCACUUCCAUCAAGCGUCUGCCGCCUCAGAUCAAGAGAGUCUGUCAGGUACAAUUUUGCGCGUGGAUCGGCUUCUUCCCCCUCCUUUUCUACACCUCUUCUUACAUUGGUGAGAUUUACGUCGAGCCCUACUUGGAGCAAAAUCCUCACAUGAGCCCCGAGGAGCUUGACAGACUCUACGAGCGAGCGACCAGAGUCGGAACUUUUGCUCUGCUCAUCAACUCGAUCGUCAGUUUGGCUACCAAUGUUUUUCUCCCAUUCUUUAUUGCCCCUACCUAUGAUAGUCACCCCGUCGUAUUCGACGAGUCAGAUGCCUCCUCAAGCGAAUUCGACGACUUGAAGCCCUCUUUCUUGGAUAAGCUUCAAAUUCCAGGCUUCACGCUUAAGCGAGCCUGGUUUGCCUCGCUGUGGCUCUUCGCGGGAGCGAUGUUCUGCACCGUCGUUGUUCGAACUGUCGAGGCAGCCACCGCGCUGAUCGGAUUGGUUGGCAUUACUUGGGCCAUGACCCUUUGGGCUCCGUGGGCCAUCAUCAGCGCCGAGAUCAGUCGUCGAGACGCAACGAUUCGCGCUGCCAGGCAGCGACACGCAAGCCCUAACAGGGGCGCCGAUGGACCGGCUUCGCCCUCUCUCAACUCGAUCGCCGACUCCAACAAAUCCGACCUCGGCGACGGCGAGGAGACAGACCAAGCCGGAGUCAUUCUCGGCAUUCACAACAUGGCCAUCGCCGCGCCUCAGAUCAUCGCGACCGUUGGCUCGAGUAUCAUCUUCCGCAUCUGGCAAAAGCCCCGCGGCACGCCAGGGGACCACUCGAUGGCCAUCGUCCUGGCCCUCGGUGGAAUCGCCGUGCUAGUAUCGUCAUUCUUUGUGGCCGCCAUCAAGGAGAGCUCCACGAUGCCAGCGGACGCCAUGAUCUCGGCAGAAGAGGGUGACAACACCGGCGCGGGCAGCCGCCCGGGAACUUCAUACUCGCGUACCAAGAGCUACGAGCAGCUCCCACGCGUGAGCAUCAAGCGGGCCACCCUCACGAGAAAUAAGAGUUUUGGAGGUGCCGAGUACUAG